Molecule: messenger RNA, 4036 nt
Organism: Polypterus senegalus (gray bichir)
Lineage: Eukaryota; Metazoa; Chordata; Cladistia; Polypteriformes; Polypteridae
Gene: dgkb
Product: diacylglycerol kinase, beta
Exons: 26
Coding region: 378-2744 (788 amino acids)
Biological process (GO): diacylglycerol metabolic process; intracellular signal transduction; lipid phosphorylation
Cellular component (GO): plasma membrane
Molecular function (GO): calcium ion binding; ATP-dependent diacylglycerol kinase activity
Source: RefSeq, a predicted model, not a curated record
ACACACGCUCAGUGCCUCUCUAAUGUCUGCAGCAUCCCACUGCAUUUGCUUGUUUUAUUGAUAAAAGAAGCGAAAAAAGAGAACUGCAUAAUGAAGAUGGAGAAGCCCACAUACGCAGGGUGAACAGAGACAUUUGGUGUGAAUGCUAUACAUUUCUAGCUUCAUUUUUUUUUUUAAAUCUUGUUCUUUUUGUCUGCUAGGUUUGAAGAUACAGCAUUUAAGGAACUGCAAUCAGUUACACUUCAGAAAGCUUUCUUCAUAUUGGUCUUACAUGUCAUUUCUGUGGAUAUAAGUAAUUACUCGAGCAGAGACCUUCUUGAAUGAAUUACUGAAUUCACCAGGAUUCUUGGGAUGUAACAAGAAAGAGAUUGAUCAUCAUGACUAAUCUAGAGAAGUGGGUCACUCUAAGCCCUGCAGAAUUUUCUCAGCUUCAGAAGUACACACAAUAUACUACCAAGAAACUUAAGGAUGUUCUGCAAGAAUUUCAUGGGGAUGGAGUACUUGCAAAAUAUAACCCUGGAGAGAAGCAAGAGAUACUUAGUCAGGCUAUUGACUAUGAAGGCUUUACACUCUUCAUGAAGACUUUUUUGGAAACGGAGCUGCCUGAAGAUUUCUGUCAACAUCUCUUUAUGUCAUUCAGCAACAAAUUUUCUCAUAGAAGUCCCACAACAACAGAAAAGACUCUGCGUGCUGGAGGCUUGAAGAUCAUUAAAGGCAAUGGAACUCCUCCAAGAGUGCCUUACCAUCCAAAAUCAGAUCCACCAAAAACUGUCCAGCUUAAAGAUAUUAUUUGCUACCUCUCCUUGCUUGAAGGAGGUCGUCCUGAAGAUAAACUUGAAUUUAUGUUUCGUCUCUAUGACACAGACGGAAAUGGAUACUUGGACAACUCGGAAUUAGAAAACAUUGUCUCACAAAUGAUGCACGUUGCGGAAUAUUUGGAAUGGGAUGUAACGGAACUUAAACCAAUUCUUCGCGAAAUGAUGGAGGAGAUAGAUUAUGACCGUGAUGGCACAGUGUCCUUAGAAGAAUGGAUACAAGGCGGGAUGACUACAAUUCCCCUUCUUGUUUUGCUUGGAUUGGAGUCGAAUGUAAAGGAUGAUGGUCAGCAUGUUUGGCGGCUAAAACACUUUAACAAACCUGCGUACUGUAAUCUUUGCUUAAAUAUGCUUAUUGGAGUUGGAAAACAAGGCUUGUGUUGCUCAUUUUGCAAGUAUACAGUUCAUGAACGUUGUGCAUCACGGGCACCUUUAUCCUGUAUUAAAACUUAUGUCAAGUCCAAAAAGAAUACUGAGGUUAUGCAUCAUUUCUGGGUGGAAGGAAACUGUCAAACAAAAUGCGACAAAUGUCACAAAACUAUUAAAUGUUAUCAGGGAUUGACAGGCCUUCACUGUGUUUGGUGCCAAGUAACUCUACAUAAUAAAUGUGCAUCACAUGUAAAGCCUGAAUGUGACUGUGGAUCACUGAGGGAUCAUAUUUUACCACCAACAUCUAUAUGUCCAGUAGUCCUGGAGAGACAAACAACAGUUAAAAAAGAUUCUCAGCAUCCAAGAUCCUUAGGAGACAAGACAAAGAUGCAGAGAGCUAAUUCUGUGACAGUUGAUGGUCAAGGACUUCAGAUCACUCCUGUCCCGGGAACACAUCCACUUCUGGUUUUCGUGAAUCCUAAAAGUGGAGGAAAACAAGGAGAAAGAAUAUUCAGAAAAUUUCAGUACCUGUUGAAUCCCCGUCAAGUUUACAAUCUUGCAAUGAACGGACCCAUGCCAGGGUUAAACUUCUUCAGAGAUGUUCCAGAUUUUAGAGUUCUUGCCUGUGGAGGUGAUGGGACAGUCGGGUGGAUUUUAGACUACAUAGAUAAGGCGAAUCUAAACAAACAUCCUCCAGUAUGUGUGCUGCCACUUGGGACGGGAAAUGAUUUAGCAAGGUGUCUCCGAUGGGGUGGAGGUUACGAGGGAGAAAAUCUGCUCAAGAUUCUGAAGGAUAUUGAAAACAGUACAGAAGUAAUGUUGGACAGAUGGAAGAUAGAUGUAAUUCCCAAUGAUAAAGAAGAAAAGGGUGAUCCUGUGCCUUAUAGCAUUAUUAACAACUAUUUUUCUAUUGGAGUGGAUGCUUCAAUUGCACACAGAUUUCAUAUUAUGAGAGAGAAACAUCCUGAAAAAUUCAACAGUAGAAUGAAAAACAAGUUUUGGUACUUUGAAUUUGGUACAUCUGAGACAUUUUCAGCUACCUGCAAGAAACUUAAUGAAUUCUUGGAAGUUGAGUGUGAUGGAACCCAGCUUGACCUGAGUAAUAUUUCCUUGGAAGGAAUUGCCAUUCUGAAUAUUCCAAGUAUUCAUGGAGGUUCAAACCUUUGGGGAGAGACAAGAAAACGGCGUAGUCACCGCAGAGUAGGAAAAAAGGCUCAGGAUAAAAGAACCACUGUUUUAGAUGCAAAAGAGCUGCAGUUUGCAAUACAGGAUCUUUCAGAUCAGCUUUUUGAAGUUAUUGGCCUGGAAGGUGCAAUGGAAAUGGGACAGAUCUAUACAGGAUUAAAAAGUGCUGGAAAAAGGCUUGCUCAGAGUUCCUCUGUCACUAUUAGGACCAGCAAGUCUCUUCCAAUGCAGAUUGAUGGAGAACCUUGGAUGCAAACACCAUGCACAAUCAAAAUAACUCACAAGAAUCAAGCUCCAAUGCUGAUGGGCCCACCGCCUGUAAGAGGAUUCUUCUCUUCAUUAGUUCGGAAAACACGACACCAGAGCAAGGAGUAGAACUUUGGAAGGGUGCAUUCUUAUUCUCAAUCCUAGAACGUCAAGAUGAAGCAUUCAAUCCUUCUACUUUGCUUUGUGGCCAAGUGUGGUGCCAUGCAGUCUGACAGCAUACUUGCAAUGAUUUUGGUUCUGUAUGGCAGUAAGAAUUUUUUUUUCCACAGAGAAAAGUGUAGGUUAUGUUAUACAAAUUUGAAACAUUUUUUACUCUUACAGCUUUAAAAAGCAGAACUUAAAAUUAUGACUGUCAUGUGAAAUAAGGAAAGGCAUCUUCAAUCACUCUCCAUCCUGUCUAUCAUAAUAUAAAAGAGCCUUUAAACUGUGAAUCUUUACUAAGGGCUUCUGGGACAUUAAAACCUAUAAUAAGAUGCAAAAGAUGCAAGUGAACAAAAUGCCAACAAGAAUAUAACAUGAUAGGAUGACUUUUCUUUCUGUCUUGUUUAUUAUACUUUAUGGUUGAUUUAAGGAAGUACAUUAUCAGUAAUAUUUUAAUAUUAUGCAUACUUUGAUAGAAAUGUAUAGCUAAUUGUAUUCAUCCUUAAUGCUUGAAAGUGUUUUAUUUAUUAUGUUUCUAAGGCUGUCUGCAAAUGGACAGUGGUUACAUGAAAGAUGGAGAUGCUAAUAAAAAGCUUGUAGUGUAUAUUUGAGAUUGGUGUAUUGUGAUAAUAAGCAACCUCCACCCAUUCAUUAUCAUAUUUAGCAUGUUUAAUUUCCUCCAGACUCAAUGACAUCAGUAUUUUAUGAGUGUAAAAUGGUAACCAAAAUUUGAGCGGGUGCCAGUGAAUUGCACUCCCACUCAUAUGGCAGAAAUCUAGAGUCACCAAAUAGUCUAACUUGCUCAUAUUGAGGCAUGGGUGGGAGACCAGAGUACCAAGAGAACCCCUCACUUAGUCACCGGGAGGAAGAGCUAACUCCUUAAAAACAGUUACAAGGCUGGGAAUUGAGGCAAUGGCAUUAACCAUUCUUUCCAUCAUGCCAGUGUCAAGUACAUUUAGCCAAAUGCAAGUUUUCAAAAUAUGUCAACUGCUGGAUUACAAUCGGUUAAAAAAGAAUGCUGUAUUUAAAAUGAGUUUUUAGAGAGAAAGUCAAUUUUGGCUUGAUAUACCAAGUUGCUUGAAGCCUUUGAUCAUACUGUUCUAAGUGUAAGUGUUUUUGGCCAAAUGAAUCGGGAAACUAAAAAGUACAUUUAAUCUACUUUAGAAUGAAUAAAAUAUAACUUUUCUUUGGGAAAUUAUUUGGGAUAAAGUUUGUAAAAAGCUGUUAUGUCUAUUUAGAACUAAAUGGUGGAAUAGGAA